CUCGUUUCCACCCUUAACGUCCAAUUAUUUUUCCUAAAUCUCUGUCUGUAAAGAAGAAGAGAAUUGAGGUCAUAAUGUGAUGGAGAAUGAGACAGAUCAACAAUUGAGAAGUCCCUCAGCUUAUAAAUAUCCCUUUCCUCCACCGUAGCAACAUCCACAGCAGCUCUAUCUCUCUUCGAUCUCUCUUGUAAUGCUCCUAAAUCAACCUCUCUUUGUGGUUUAGGAUCUACACUGCUCCUGUUCCUCUACUGUGAUUCCCCUUGCCUUCUAUUUUGUUGCAAUUAUAAUUGCAUAAAAAUUCCUAUUUUCUUGUAAGAGAGACCAAAAAAAACAGAGCUUACUUGAGAUUAGCCGAGCAGAAGUAUUGCCGGAAAUCAUGGAUGGUAUGCAAGAAACCCUAGCGCCGGGGGAAAUUCCCAGCGAGAUUAGCGCUGCCUUAUCGAAGAUCCUCCUGUCGGGGACGAACGCCCUUGACUCCAUAUUCUCCCACUUUCCGCCGCCGCUCACGGAGACCAGGUCGCCGGCGAUCCCGCAUCUCGGCUCAUCCGUAUACCUCCAGCAAACGGAGCUUCUGCGGCAGUUCGGCACCGGCUACCACACGCGCACCGCCCCGUCGAUCUACAACCACGCCGCGACCGCGAUGGUUUCUGAGGAGAUUGGGAAGAAGAAGCUCUACCGGGGGGUGCGGCAGCGGCAAUGGGGGAAGUGGGUGGCGGAGAUCCGUCUGCCGCAGAACCGGAUGCGGAUCUGGCUCGGCACCUACGACUCCCCCGAGUCGGCGGCGUACGCCUACGACAGGGCCGCCUACAAGCUCCGCGGCGAGUACGCGCGCCUCAACUUCCCCGACCUGCGCGACGCCGGGGACUACCCCGAGCGAUUAAAGGCGCUACGCUCCGCCGUCGACUCCAAGAUCCAGGCCAUAUGCCAGCGCCUCAGAAGGCGGCGUAAGGCAAGGCGACCGGACGACACGGAGAACAAGAGGGUCGCGGAGAAGUCAUCGACGGCGACCGCGGAGAAGAAGAGCGACGUCAUUGAAACGGCGUCAGUGCUGGCGCCGGCUUCGCAGACGUCGUCUUCGGCGCCGGCUUCGCAGACGUCUUCUUCGGCGCCGGCUUCGCAUACGUCGUCUUCGGCGCCGGCUUCGCAUACGUCGUCUUCGGCGUCGGCUUCGUGGGAGAGCGAAGCGGACGGCGAGUGUUGGCUGGCGAGGAUGCCAUCGUACGAUCCAGAAUUAAUCUGGGAGGUGCUCGCUAAUUGAUGUAAUCUUCAGAACUAAUAUCACGAUGAGUAUACCAAUACACAACUAUACAAGAAAGUGAUUAAUAAUUAAUCAGAGCUUUUACAAUCGAUCCUUGGCCUGCCUCUGGAUCAAUAUGAUUUUAAAUCUAUGUGCAAUAUGAUUUUAAUUAUCAAUUAA
Molecule: messenger RNA, 1417 nt
Organism: Zingiber officinale
Lineage: Eukaryota; Viridiplantae; Streptophyta; Magnoliopsida; Zingiberales; Zingiberaceae
Product: ethylene-responsive transcription factor ERF061-like
Exons: 1
Coding region: 377-1258 (293 amino acids)
Biological process (GO): regulation of DNA-templated transcription
Molecular function (GO): DNA binding; DNA-binding transcription factor activity
Source: RefSeq, a predicted model, not a curated record